AGGUUUUAUCGUAUCUUUUUUGUGGUAGAUGUGACAGCUUUGCUAUGAAAUUUGUUGUGUGUGGUGGUGGUAUAAGUGGACUUGCCUCUGCUUAUUAUUUAAACAAAGCAUUGGCUCGUACCACUUCUAAACCAUACAAGAUAUUUCUUAUUGAAAAGUCAACAAAUGUUGGAGGGUGGAUGAAAACAAAUGUAAGGAAUGGUGAUAGAAAGGUAUACCAAGGUGCAAUAAAUGAGCGUGGUCCACGCAGUGUAAGAACUGCAGGGUUGGUUGGCAACAAUACUCUGCAAUUAAUUUCAGAUAUUGGAAUGGAAUCCAAUGUUAUUCCUGUGAGAUCUGAUGACAUUGCGGCGAAACAAAGACUCCUCUACGUUAAUAAAAAGUUACAUAUCUUACCAAACAGUCUGUUAUCUGCAUGUAAGAAGCAACAACCAUUUUCUAAUUCAUUGGCAAGAUCUUUUGUUGGGGGUUUGUUGAAAAAGGUUCCACCAAGUUAUGAAACAAUGAGUGAAAUUUGCAGUGAAAGGUUUGGACGCGAAGUUGCCGAUUAUUUGGUCAGUGCAUUUGUGAGAGGGGUGUUUGCCGCUGAUUCAAAACAAUUAAGUAUGAAAGCUGCAUUUCCACCAUUGUGGGGUAGACUGGGACCAAGAGAGGCACAAAUGCCCAGAAGGCCGACUCUGAAGAAUCCAGAUCUAUUUAAUAAAAGCUUAAAAUCAAAUCCUUUUAUCAAACGAGCUAAACGUGAAAAAUGGACGCAGUGGGGAGUUGAUAACGGCUUCUCGUAUUUGACCGAUAAUCUUGAGCAACAACUUGCCCAAGUAGAUAACAUAGAAAUAAUAAAAUAUACAAAUAUUGAUGAAAUAAUGAUGCAGAACAACGGGAAAAUGAUGAUGUCCACUACGACAAUUAGAAGAGGUGAAUAUACAACCGAACAAAUUGAGAAUAUUGAUCACACGAUAUCUGCGCUACCUUCUUAUGCUCUCAGUCGAAUACUGAAGAAUUCCAACAAACAAUCUAAUAUUCAAAUGUCGAGUAAUAACGAGUUUGUUUCUUCAACACUUGGUAUAAUGCUUAGUCAUAUUAAAUGGGUAGAUGUCGGGGUAGUAAACGUGGAAUUCUCUGGAAAACCAAAUGAAAUUCUUCCCCAUGUUGGUUUCGGACAUCUAGUGCCAUCUAGUGAGCCUUCCAGUGUUCUCGGGAUUGUUUAUGAUUCUUGUGCAUUCCCACAACAUGAUAGGGUAAACAUGCCAACCACUAGAAUGACUUGUAUGAUGGGAGGCUCAUGGUUCCGGGAAUUAUUUGGUGAACCGAAUCUUGUUUCAAAUCAAACGUUAGAAAGUGCAGCAUUGGGAAGUAUAUCUCAACAGCUUGGUAUACAUGAGGACCCAAUGAACGUUGACACAACAUUAUGCAAAAAAUGCAUUCCAACAUACAGAGUUGGCCACACGGAUCUUGUUGAAAAUAUUGAAGAUUUUAUAUCGGAACACGAUGUACCUCUGUCAUUGGUUGGUGCAUCGUAUUGGGGGGUCAGCAUAAACGAUUGUAUUUUUAACAGCCGAGUAGCUGUCAACAAUAUCCUUAAAAAAUACAAGCUUUCUCCGUAAAGUGAAACUUCAAAGUAUUCAUACUUAGCACUGUGAGGAUUAACCUAUACUUAGUGAGAGUAUGCAAUCAUAUCAUUAUGUGCUUCUGAAAUUAAGUCUAAAAGACAUAAUUGUGAUUUGCCAAACGUGAUUUGCAAUUGUCUUAGUUGACCUGUUCUACAACUGUUGACCUUCGCAUGUAAGUUUUUCAAUACUUGUUUUUGCAGUAAUUAUAUUGAAAUUUAUGUAACUGUGUAUACAUAUACGCAUUAAUAUAGUUGGAUGGGAUAGAUGGGACACCUCUAGCACAUAAUAUCCAAAUAUAGAUCGUUUUUUAACCAAUUUACAACGGUGUAUGAGAGUCGUGAAGAUACUGUUUUAUAAUUAUUUAAAUGUUUUUUGUUUACUACCAGAUGUGACGGGAAAAUGAAAAGGUGUCCCAUCUUUCCUAUCCUACUAUAGCACUUUGUAAAAUGCCUCCUGGUGAUUGCAUUUAAAACAUCUUUGUAUAUUAAAAAAAAUAUUUUUGUGUGCUUUUAAUAUGGCUUGAUGGCCAAAUACAACACAAAUUAUCUAUUCA
Messenger RNA from Ciona intestinalis (vase tunicate), 2163 nucleotides. RefSeq names its product protoporphyrinogen oxidase-like. Gene Ontology annotation, cellular component: mitochondrial inner membrane. NCBI's taxonomy places the organism in Eukaryota, Metazoa, Chordata, Ascidiacea, Phlebobranchia, Cionidae. Gene Ontology annotation, biological process: heme biosynthetic process. Gene Ontology annotation, molecular function: protoporphyrinogen oxidase activity, oxygen as acceptor. The record is from RefSeq and is a predicted model, not a curated record.